Molecule: messenger RNA, 1329 nt
Organism: Penicillium soppii
Lineage: Eukaryota; Fungi; Ascomycota; Eurotiomycetes; Eurotiales; Aspergillaceae
Product: GNAT family N-acetyltransferase
Exons: 2
Coding region: 1-1329 (442 amino acids)
Biological process (GO): siderophore biosynthetic process
Source: RefSeq, a predicted model, not a curated record
AUGUCUUCGAGCAACUUUCCUCUAGUGCGGCUUCCAGAGCCGUACAAGACCACCUAUGAGCUGCAAGUCACUUCCACCGACAAAAAGCUCCGGACAUUCCAAUUGCUCCGAGCUCCCCGUGAAGAUGAAGGCAUACCUCCCCCAAAGACAUUGGACCAUGCGUAUUUGAGAUUCACGGAUUUAUCCCAGCCCGAUCCUUCCAACGCACCAGAGGACGGAAACAACUCCCCUUGGGCCCGCGCACGAAGAAGUCCGGUCACACAUAUCACCUGGACAGGCUCAGAUACACCCACGGUGGGCCAGAUCUGGAAUUUGGUCUAUGCUAUCGAGACCCUACAUAGCGGCUUCGAGGGGUUCAGAGCAGUGCUGUCUGGUAGUGGGAAAGAUUUGGUUUCACGGGAGCUACAAGCCGUAGGCCUUGCUAUCUCCCACCCCGAGCCAUCUGCAGUCCCUGAAAAGCCUGUUCCCACAUCAACUGAGCAUAAAGGCGAGCUGGUCAUUUUCCGCAGCAGCUUUUGGCAAGGUGCUGGCUCGCCAUUUGGUACCCGUCCAGCUUGGGUUUCUGACCCUUCGAUCUAUAGCUCUAUGCGCAAGCCUUUGAGCAUCUAUCCAGCUCGGCCUUAUCAGCACAUGGUGACCACCGGUUUCCCCGAACGUCGAGUACAUGCACUCCACCCGGUGCGUCCUCCAAAGCCAACCGCCGGAUCUCGGGUGUACAGUCGGUAUAUUCCACACUUAGACGAGUUUUUCUCUGUCUUUGCCCUCGAUUAUACGAAUCCAGAGCACCUUGGUCUGUUCAACAAUUGGCAAAAUGACCCUCGAGUGGCUCAGGGUUGGAAUGAAACUGGAACUCUGGACCAACAUCGUGAAUAUCUACGCAAGAUCCAUGAGGAUCCGCACCAGAUGGCGGUGCUAGCUAAAUUCAAUGACACAUUCUUCUCCUACCAUGAGAUAUACUGGACCAAAGAGGACCAUCUUGGCGCAUACUACGACGCUGGAGACUGGGACCGAGGCCGUCACUCACUUGUCGGCGAUGAACGGUUCCGGGGCCCGCACCGCACUAUUGUGUGGUGGUCCAGUUUGAUGCACUAUAUUUUCCUGGAUGACCCACGCACGGAGUUUGUCACCGGGGAGCCGAAGUACUCCAAUCUCGCUCCCUUGACCUACGACCACGCCACUGGCAUGAACCUUGCCAAGCUAGUCGACUUACCGCACAAACGUUCGGCGCUCAUUCUUGGCAGUCGAGAAAAAUUUUUCCAUGUAGCCCCAUUGAGGUUCGAUGGCUCUGAUACUCUUGACCGGAAUCCGUUCCGUUCACUCAAACUGUGA